AUGGGAGCCUCUGCUCCACUGCCUUUUGUCUUGAUUACAACGGCAACCAAACCAAGUACUACCCCAUGGCUCAUCUCUCAAUCGGCACUAUUGGCUCCUUCCAACCCAGCACGGAGGAUUGGAAAGUGUAUACAGAGCGACUUCAACUCUUUUUUUGUCGCUAACAGCAUUGAUGACGCAGACAUACGUCGUGCAACACUUCUCACCGUGUGCGGACCGUCAACGUAUGGACUCGUCCGUGAUCUACUUGCUCCCGCAGCUCCUACCGAAAAAACAUUCGAAGAACUUGUUGCUCUGGUUCAGGAACACCAGCAGCCUACACCCUCACCCAUCGUCGAGAGGUACACCUUCUUUACAAGAGUACAACACUCAGGAGAGACGAUCAAUGACUAUGUGGCCCAGCUCCGCAAGAUUGCUAAACACUGCCAGUUUGGCGAAACCCUCAACGACAUGCUCCGAGACCGCAUUGUUUGUGGAUGUCGAGACAAGAAGCUCCAGUACAAGCUUUUGGCUGACCCUGCACUCACUUUUGACAGCGCUCUGGCUGUUGCAAAGGCAUCGGAACUAGCUGAUCGUGGCACCAGAAAUCUCUCUGGACAGGACGCGUCUGUAAACCGUCUAUUGGACAACCGUCGACACAAGCCUCCACUCCCUCGGGAGAAACCUCCCUCAAUUGGCCCAACACAACCGUGUUUUCGUUGUGGUGCAGCUCAUCCGGCAACUACGUGCAAGUUUCGCACAAGCACUUGUCACUACUGCAAGAAACAAGGGCAUAUCUCAAAGGUCUGCAGAAAGAGAACAAGAGACUCAAAAGCAGACAAAACUGCAUCUAGAUCUACUAACCAGCUGAUUGGUUCUAAUGAUGAUGAUGAGGAGGACACAGAUGAGUACAGCUUGUUCUACUCCUCCGCUGGCCGCACUCAGCCAAUCACUGUACCUGUUACUCUCAAUGGACUGGAUACUACCAUGGAAAUUGACACAGGUGCAGCCCUCUCUGUGAUGAAUGAACACACGUACCGAUCGCUGUGGCCUAAACGGAAGCCCCCUCUCAAACCCACUUCAAUCCGACUCAAGACCUACACUGGUGAGCACAUUGUGGUAAAGGGCAUAAUUCGUGUGCAUGUUCUGUACCAAGCACAGCAGGCGGAAUUGGAUCUCCUUGUUGUCGCUGGCAAAGGACCCUCCUUGCUGGGACGAGACUGGCUGGAGAACCUAAGACUGGAUUGGCAAAGCAUUAAAUACUCAACGACCGUGGCCGACGAUCUCCAGGAGAUCUUGGACAAGCAUUCCACAGUGUUUGGGAUUUGGGACCCGGGCAUCUCGAAAAUGAAGAGUCUCGCCCGAUGUUUUGUAUGGUGGCCCGGAAUGGACAAAGCACUCAAAGAGAAAGUCAAGCUGUGUGACGCCUGCCAGCGAACCAGGAAACUCCCUCCAGUGGCACCGAUUCAACCCUGGGAAUGGCCAGAACGCCCCUGGGCUAGGCUGCACAUCGACUACGCUGGCCCUCUUCUCGGACACAUGUUCUUGGUCGUAGUAGACGCCCACUCGAAGUGGAUGGAGGUGAAAGCUGUACGACACGCUACCACGGCUACUACCCUCACUGAACUCAGGUCGAUCUUCGCGACUCACGGCAUACCUGAAUUGCUCGUGUCAGACAACGGAUCAGUGUUCACCAGUGUUGAAUUCAAGGACUUUGUAAAAACACAAGGAAUUCGACACACUACCUCAGCACCAUACCACCCCGCAACAAAUGGAUUGGCAGAACGAGCCGUCCAAACCUUCAAGGCUUACAUGAAGAAAGCCCCUGAUGCCCCACUCAGAGACAACCUAUCUCAGUUUCUGUUUCAGUACAGAAUGACGCCGCACUCCACAACAGGCAUCUCCCCAUCUGAGCUACUACUGAAUCGCCGACCUCGCUCUAAGCUUGACCUAGCUAUCCCGAACCUGACUCAGAAAGUUCGCGCAAAACAGCUGAAGCAAAAGAUUGGUCAUGAUCAGCAUGCUGUGGCUCGGAAGUUCGAUGUUGGAGACAAUGUCUAUGUUUGUGAUCUGCCCUCCAAGAAGGACUGGGUUCCCGGCACAAUUGAAAGUACAGCUGGCCCUCUGUCUUUCAACGUUACCCUGAUGACUGGUCAGACGUUUCGUCGACACGCAGAUCAUCUUCGCCCCCGCUCUACAGUCGAACAACAACCCCUGACUGAUUGGACUGAUAUACCGGAACUAGAUCAUGAUACCGAAACACCCGACUCGAACUCUGAACAAUUACCACCACCACCAACUGGCUCGACACUAGCAACUCCAAGUGUUCGUCGGUCAGCUCGAGCGACAACCGCUCCAGACUACCUUGUGGACCAUUACUAGUUUGUAGUGAGUUAUUGAGUUAUUUUAUAUGUUGCUGUAACGCUUCCAUCUAGUAGGGGAGGAAGUGUAGUAAUGUGCAUAGUGCUUACUUUUAGUUGUGUUAAUUAACUCAUUUCCUGUGGUUAACUUUACUUCCUGUAUUGUACUUUUCUGUUAUUGUGGUUUCUGUUCGUUAGUAGGUUCUUUCUGUAUAGUUGUUCUUUGUUCCCUUUGUGCCUAGCUAUAGGGGCCCGCUCCAGGCGGCUCUUUGUGUAUGGGAGCCUCUGCUCCACUGCCUUUUGUCUUGUACAUACUAAUACCUUUGUUCUUGUGCAUUUUAUCAGUUGUUGAAUACGAUUUCACUAAACUCAAA
This is a messenger RNA of Halichondria panicea, 2713 nucleotides long. RefSeq lists its product as uncharacterized. Bases 1 to 2361 code for a protein of 786 amino acids. Gene Ontology annotation, molecular function: nucleic acid binding; aspartic-type endopeptidase activity. NCBI's taxonomy places the organism in Eukaryota, Metazoa, Porifera, Demospongiae, Suberitida, Halichondriidae. The record is from RefSeq and is a predicted model, not a curated record. Gene Ontology annotation, biological process: DNA integration; proteolysis. The transcript has 2 exons.